CUACGAAUUCCAAUUGGACUACAGAAACGAUAAGACAAGUGCUUUYGAUCACUGAGAUCACAGUCUCAUCCAGCUUUAACCACCAGGCUGAUCCGAUAUAGUAUUAGUACUGUCUUUGUUCUCGUGCAGGCUGUUGUUCCGUUUAACGGUUAAAGCGUGCAAAAUCAMCUUUGUUUGGCUAACUCUGUCCUUGACUCGCAAAAGAUAGGUGCAAUAUCUUAUUGGAUUCUGUGGGGUUUGAAAAUAAGGUUUCCUUUAAACAUUGUUUGGGGGUAAAGUUGCCACGUUUACCUUGAAAUUGGUCGAACUGAUGUUUUUCCUCGAUCACUGACGACUAGUUUCUGGACGAACUACUUAUAAGCUAAGCCAAGACAAUACCUUUCGAGACAGUGAGGACAUCAACGAGAAGYUAGCAUCAGUUUGGUCGUCAUAAUAGGAUUAUCUUUGAGUUCAAGCGGUUUUCGAACUGAUUUCCGGCUUCAAGGAAAGCUUUUCCACAAUCAGGAAGUUUCUCGGGUGAUUUAGCUACAGGUGUACAAGCAAGURAAAAGAACACCACCUUUUUAAAAAGUACAAGCUGACCAUGAGCAACAAUACAACCUUUGCUCUACCCGUUAUAGUCCCAGCACCACUUCCCUUGCUCGUAUGCUGGUCAAUAAUCGGUUUCGUCUCRACCAUCCUCAACAUCGUGGUCUGUGGUAUUGUUGCCGUUAAUACUCGUCUGAUGACCGUCACUAAUGCUUUYGUUGUUAGUCUAUCGAYAUCAGACUUGCUUGUAGCGGGAGUGUUCGUUCCUAUCUACAUCGUUGAAGAAUAUUCUUUGACCAAAGUCCACACCAGUGGUUACAYCAUAGCAUUUUUGCUGCUCGCUUCCAUUUUUAAUCUUAGUGCUGUCACGUAUGAAAGGUUUGUAGCUUUGACCAAACCGUUUGGGUAUCGUGCAAUCAUGAACAAGAGAAAAGUAGCUUGCAUCAUCGGUGCCUCGUGGGUUUUGCCAUUGAUUAUUUCUCUUCUUCCCCUCGCUUGGAAUGCCGAUAACACCACCAAAUAUCACCGAACCUAUCUGAUAACAGUAGUUAUUCUCUUUGUCCUUUUCCCAUGUAUCGCCAUGAUCUGGGUUUACGCCCGCCUCCUUAAGAUCGUCAGGAAUUUUAUYCAAAGGAAUCGGCGAAGGACAAGCUAUGGGAAUAAGACAGGAGAGCGCGCAGGAACAGAGGAAAAGGCAGCACGAGUAUUCGCCAUUAUCCUUGGGAUGUUCUUGCUUUGUUGGCUYCCCUUCAUGUACAUCAAUGUCUGCCAAGCAUUCCAGCUGUAUCAUCUCRUUUCGAAUGGCCUCGCAUAUGCCUCGUUCUUUACUCUUCUCAUCAACACUAUCCUAGACCCAUUGAUUUUUGCUUUSCUCAAACGCGACUUUAAGGAAUGUAUCUUCAAGGGGAAGACCCGAUGGCUAUCUUCCAUUACAUCAAGGAGCGGCCACGAACUAGAKGAACUCUCACCUACCUGCUUAGAGCCGUUGUAGAUCCGGAGGCAAUAUCCAUUAAUCCUAGACCCACGGGUUUUGGCAUUUCUUAAACGUUACUUUAAGGAAUUUUAUCGUCAAGGGGAAAACCAGGUACCUUUCUUCCAUUACGUCACGUAGCGGCGGCUGCGAAUUAUAAGAACUCUUGCUUACCUGCUUAGAGCCGUUGUUAGUAGUGACCAGAGAUCUAGAGAUAUCCAUUAAUUUAUUAUGGGCAAUCGAAAAGRUUGUGGAUGAUGAGAUGACUCCGCGGGGGUGCUUUGUCGGCUCAUGACACUCAAUUUCCUUGGGAUCAGAAGUUUACUGACAUUUGCAUAGAAUUGCCUAAAUGCCGUACAACAGUCAAUCUGUUCCUCGCCAUCGAGCUAAUGGCAUAUUCACUGUAAUGAUUUUCUUACGUAUAUAUAUUUUUGGGCAAAACAAUUAUUUAAGAACAAUUUACUAUCACUUAUCCUAUUUUGACUCUUGGAGAUCGAUCCCGGUAAGGAACCUUACUGGAAGAAAUUUAAAUUCUGACAACAUACCAUGCGAAAAAGAUUUGAAAAGCUUGAUUUCUAACUAUUUAAAGAAGUGCAUGUACUGAACAUGCAUUAUACUAUUAGAGACGUGUACUGACCAUGCAUUGUACUAUCAGAGGCGUGUACUGACCAUGCAUUAUACUAUAAGCGACGUCCACUGACCAUGCAUAUCAUUAUACUAUUAGAAACGUGUAUUGACCAUGCAUUACAAUAUUAAAGACGUCUAAUGACCAUGCAUCAUACGAUUAGAGACGUGUAGGCAUUAUACUAUUAGAAACGUGUACUGAACAUGCAUUAUACUAUUAGGGAUGUGUACACGACCAUGCAUUAUACUAUUAGAAACGUGUACUGAACAUGCAUUAUACUAUUAGGGACGUGUACACGACCAUGCAUUAUACUAUUAGAAACGUGUACUGACCAUGCAUUACAAUAUUAAAGACGUCUAAUGACCAUGCAUUAUACUAUAAGAUGACGUCUACUGAACCUGCAUUAUACUAUUAGAUACGUCUACACGACCAUGCAUUAUACUAUUAGAGACGUGUACUGAUAAGAUGACGUCUAAUGAACAAGCUUGAACAUGGGUUAUACUGUUAGAGACGUCUAAUGACCAUGCAUUAUACACUAUCAAAGAAGUGUACUGACCAUACAUUAUACUAUUAGAGACGUCUACUCACCAUGCAUUAUACUAUAAGAUGACGUCUACUGAACAUGGGCUAUACUAUUAGAAACGUCUACUGACCAUGCAUUAUACUAUAAGAGACGUCUACUGACCAUGCAUUAUACGAUUAGAGACGUGUACACGACCAUGCAUUAUACGAUUAGAGACGUGUACACGACCAUGCAUUAUACUGUUAGAGACGUCUAAUGACCAUGAUACAUUAAACUAUUAGAGACGUCUAUUGACCAUGCAUUAUACGAUUAGAGACGUGUACACGACCAUGCAUUAUACGAUUAGAGACGUGUACACGACCAUACAUUAUACCCUAUUAGAGACGUGUACACGGCCAUGGGUUAUGGUAGAGCACUGUCGUCUCCACAAUAUGAAAACGUAAAGGGUACAAGGAGUUAUCUGUUUGUUUAAUUUAGACUUUGCUUCAAUAAUUUAUCAAUAUUAUUAUAUAUAUCAUCACAAUUGUUUUUGCCAAGUUGCAUCGUUYCAUUAGCUAAAAGCCUAUUUUCGAAUUAGCCAAAUACAGUAGUGUGUUCCUUGGUCACAUACUCGUUUAUGCAGGGUCAGCCUCAUUUCACACUUUAAAAAUUCCACGGACAUUCACUGGAAGCAUGAAAACGUUUGAAGUAAGUACUUCCAUACGAAAUCAAUGCCAACUAACCCCGUAGAACAGAGAAUUGGAAACUGGACUAUUGCUGGGUUACACUUGACAUCAUUUCUCACCUAGUAGGCAAUGUUCAUCAGCUGAAUCACAUGUUUUCAAUAGGAUUCUUUCUGGUUAACAGCAUACGGUGAUCAGUGUUUGACCACCAUUUGGAGCAGAUAAUGAGAUUUACUUUUAUCAGMUGAGUGAAACCCCUGAAUUGAUCUUUGACGCAUAGUAAUAGCAAUAGCUUACGUCACGGCAACUAGCAUUUUUAAUCCACCAAAGUAUUGCAAACGUUUUUUUUCUUCUAAAAGUAGAAGAAUAAUACAUAAUAAAUAAGACUCACUUACAUUGUAUGRGGUAUGAGCGAAGAGAUGUCUUGUAUAUCAGCAGAUCUAUAUAGUUGAAUAUAAAGAAUGAUUUAUAAUAACAUAAAUAAAUGUAAUAAGGAUAUAAUUAGGAUAAAUUAUUAUAUUAUCAUCAGGGAUGCAGCUAGAAAUAAAAUGACAUUUAA
Molecule: messenger RNA, 3867 nt
Organism: Actinia tenebrosa (Australian red waratah sea anemone)
Lineage: Eukaryota; Metazoa; Cnidaria; Anthozoa; Actiniaria; Actiniidae
Product: histamine H2 receptor-like
Biological process (GO): positive regulation of MAPK cascade; adenylate cyclase-activating adrenergic receptor signaling pathway
Cellular component (GO): plasma membrane
Molecular function (GO): G protein-coupled receptor activity
Source: RefSeq, a predicted model, not a curated record